AUGAGUGCUUCAGAGUCCAGCACACUGCACGCGAACACUCCUGUUCCGACAAGCCAGCAACAGACGUCUGCCUCGAAAGUUCCUCUACUAGGCGAAGGGUUUCAAGAGUCUAGGCGUACACCAGUAUCAAUACCUGCCGAAAACAGCGACGUCGAGGAGAGCGGGGCGGGUACGACACACGAAGGCGGCAAAUACGGGAAACGAAGAUUGUUUGGCUUUGGGAAGAAGAAGGAGGAUGAGAAGACCAAGGAAAAGAAGAAUACUGAACCUGCGCCAAACAUGAAAUCCGCAAAUGCGCCGCCCCCGUUGGCAGCGCCCGUGGCCCAGAAAGCUUCAAAUAGUAAUCAAUCCUAUUCGCGAACAAGCCAACACUAUCCGCCCCCUUGUUCGCCGCAGAGGAAUUUAUCAUCAUCUCCACGAAUAGCCUCUCCCGCUGGAUCGCAAAUCUUUGAGCGCGAUGUACAGGAAAGCACGUUGCCGCCCAAUUCUCCAGCAAUCCCAUCGCACAUCCAAACCGAAAACCAUAUACCGCCAGUCUUAGAUGCUUCUUCGGAGGCUAUCACCAACGAUAAAUUGGACCCAGACACGGUGGAAAUUGUUAUGCACUCGUCUCAUCAACCAGCAGCAGUGACUGUCACAGGCGUGGGUUUCCCCGAAACCCCGGUUGGGCAUUGGACGGACGAACUGGUUUCUCAUACAGACCGAGACGAGACUGCAUCGAAUUAUGGAUCUCUCGACAAUACUGAUAUACGUCGCUUGAGCUUCAUCUCAUUUUCCGAUAUUGUACAGUCAGAGCACGCGGAACACGCAGGAAGCAGAGAUUCUAUUUAUGUUGCAGGGUUAAGUUCAUUAUCCUCUGGUGGGCUGAAUAGAUCUCCUUCGCCCGUUCGGUCUCCAGUCUCCUCACAAGGGUUUGGUACUUCCCCCCCGACAAGCAAGUCCGCGUCUAUCAAAGGAGUUGAGCUUUCGCCACGAGCGAAGGCCCUGGGAGGCCAGGUGUCGUCUCUUCCGCCUACAAACGUUGGCGAAUUGACAAUAGAAACGAUGAGACAAGCUUUGCGAAGAACAGGGAGUGGAGAUCUCAGUGGUGUCAGAAGUCAGCCGCUCAGCCCGGUGAGCCCCGAUGGGUUGUCAGAUCGGUCUUUCCGCUAA
Molecule: messenger RNA, 1152 nt
Organism: Venustampulla echinocandica
Lineage: Eukaryota; Fungi; Ascomycota; Leotiomycetes; Helotiales; Pleuroascaceae
Exons: 1
Coding region: 1-1152 (383 amino acids)
Source: RefSeq, a predicted model, not a curated record